AUGGAGGAAGCCAUUUCUGCAACCAACAGCUGGACUCUCUUCUGCAGAGAUAUGGAGUCCGUCAUAAAGUGGCGACCCCCUAUCACCUUCAGACAAUUGGUCUAUGGCAAAGCCUGUCACUUGCCAGUUGAACUGGAGCAUAAAGCUUACUGGGCAAUCAGAUACCUCAACCUUGAUUCAGAAGCUGCAGGAAUCAAGCGAAUGCUUCAGCUAAAUGAGCUUGAUCAAUUCAAAUAUUCAGCCUAUGAGAAUGCCAAGCUCUAUAAGAAAAUAACUAAGCUACUGUAUGACAAGAAGAUUGCCAUCAGAGUCUUUGAGCCAGGACAAAGAGUGCUUCUAUAUAAUUCAAGGCUCAAAUUCUUUUCUGGGAAGCUGAAAUCCCGAUGGUCAGGACCGUUUGUGGUUACCAGAGCUUUACCAUAUGGUCAUGUGGAAAUACAAGAAGAGAAUUCUGACAGAAAAUUUACAGUGAAUGGCCAGAGGUUGAAGCACUAUCUUGGAGGCGAGAUUGAUCGCUGA
Molecule: messenger RNA, 519 nt
Organism: Arachis stenosperma
Lineage: Eukaryota; Viridiplantae; Streptophyta; Magnoliopsida; Fabales; Fabaceae
Exons: 2
Coding region: 1-519 (172 amino acids)
Source: RefSeq, a predicted model, not a curated record